AUGGAAAAGGUUGGCCAGUCGCCAGAACACAGAAAGUUCCAGGCGAAAAGGUUUGCCGUUCCUCCACCAGUAAAACAAAAACCCACAAAAGAGCCACGUCCACAAACUCAACCAGAAACCCAACCAUUUAUCCCAUACAAAUAUUCAGAAACCUUUUUAAAAAGAAAAGCAGUGUUUGAGGCGGAUGACCCAUCAGCACAAGUAACCACUUCAUUGUAUAGAAACACUAUGAAAUUCACAAUAAUCGACGAAUACAAUGAAGAAGGAGAAAUCAACGUUGCAACAGUGAUCUCGCACAAACAAACGACAUUACCUAAAAUUGGAGAACGACGAAUUUUGUCUACCGACGUCGUUUUAACUUCAAGAAACGACACCGUCUCAUUUGUGGAGACAAAAGGAAAGUUCAUCAUGACAAAUUAUAAAAUCGAAUUUCAAGCAGAACUCGACUUCUUCUCGUUUUAUGUCCCGCUAAUCAAAAUCGCCAACUUCAAAAAAAUCAACACAAAUGAACGCGUCCGAAAGCGACUCUUUUACAUCGAGACAAAAGACAACCAAUGCUUCACAUUCUCAUUCGACGAUAACCAACGCCUUCGGCGUGCUGUUAACAAAGAACUUUUGAAUCGAGUUUACACAACAUCGCCAGAAAUGCUUUUCAUCUUCUGCUCGCCUUCUUUUAAGAAGACAAAAGCGUUUUACAACUUUCAACGUGAAUUUGAGCGACAGGGGGUGUUCCAGGUUUGGGACGUAUACAGUGGAAAUUCACGGUAUGCGAUGUCUUCCACUUAUCCGGCUUUGGUGUAUGUGCCAAAGACAGCCACCGACGCGAUGAUUAAAAGUGCUAUUAACUAUAGAAGUAAAGGAAGAUUUCCAGUGCUGACGUGGUUCAAUGACAAAAUGGGUUCUGCACUACUAAGAAGCUCGCAACCAUUACCUGGACUUAUUACUUCAGUCACUACAAAACAAAUUCCAGGGGAUAUGGACUAUCUGUGUAAAGUAGAUGAAGUCACAGGUAGAAAGUUGUUGCAUGUCCUCGACUCGAGACCAUUACUCAAUGCUAUGACUAAUAAAGCAGCUGGAGGAGGAUAUGAAGACGAAAACACUUAUCCAUUUCUUAAAGUCGAUUUUGAAAAUAUUCCGAAUAUUCACAUUGUGAGAGAAACGUGGAGACAACUGUAUUUGAGUGUGUAUGGGAUCUCGACAAAAUUCAUCGAUGAAAAUUUUAUUAAAACAAAAGAAGUUGUGCGGUGGUUCCAAUUGCAAGAAGCCGUGUUAAACUCUUCGGAAAAGACAAGCAAAUUGAUUGAAAGUGGAACAAGUGUGUUGGUACAUUGUUCUGAUGGAUGGGACCGAACUGCGCAGUGUUGUGGAAUAGCAGAAAUAAUAUUAGACGGGUAUUACAGAACAUUGGAAGGGUUUAUUGUGUUGGUUGAAAAGGAUUGGAAGAGCUUUGGACAUCGUUUUAUGACAAGGACUGGCUUUGCUGUAGAAUGUCCAUUUGGGCAAUACUCUCCAAUCUUUUUCCAAUUUUUAGACUGUGUGCACAUCCUGAUGAAUACAUUUACUCACAAAUUUGAGUUCAAUGAAGACUUUUUGGUUGAGCUGAACGAAGCAAUUUUCAGUGCGGCAUUUGGAACGUUCAUGUUUGAUACCGAAAAGGAAAGGGUUGAAACAAAAGUCGAAGAGAAGACACCUUGCUUCUGGGAAUAUGUCUUUCAAAAUAGAACAAAGUUUGUGAAUAUCACUUACGAUGGGCAGAUGGGCAAAUUGGAUUUGGAAACGACACAACCGAAGAUGGUGAUUUGGGAAAAAUACUUUUUGAGGAACAAAGUCGUUGUUCCCAAAAAGGAUGAAAACUCCGAGAUAGAAAAACAUGAUAAAAAGCCUUCGGGUGGGUAA
Molecule: messenger RNA, 1896 nt
Organism: Entamoeba invadens IP1
Lineage: Eukaryota; Evosea; Mastigamoebida; Endamoebidae
Exons: 2
Coding region: 1-1896 (631 amino acids)
Biological process (GO): dephosphorylation
Molecular function (GO): phosphatase activity
Source: RefSeq, a predicted model, not a curated record